AUGGCGCCAGGCCUCGAUGAGCUCUUGGACUUUUUGCUGUCAGAAAUUGCUCUGCUCGGCGUCCAAGGCGCCAGCAGUGCAGACUUUCGUCGUUUCAUUCAAAAGUUCUACGGAAAGCUUCAGGGUGAUGCACAAUGUCCAUCAAGUAGCCAAGACGAAACAUCGGUUGCGGAAAAAGGCCUCGACCGUCAGUUCUAUGAACGCACAUGGCAGUGGCUCACUAAUCAUCCCGAUAUCCGCAUUGUCUACCAGUCAGAGAUUCGCCACUACACUCUCUCCGAGUUUGAAGCGGCUGAGCUACAUGAGACUGGCACAACUGGAGACGGACAUGUAGUAGAGCCUGACCAGGAUUUGAGCGCCUCCGCAACCCAGAGGGCACAUCCCUCCAAGGCCCUGAGUGCGUUAGGAGAAGCCCUGCGACAACGAAUCCAUGGCGAAGAUGGCGGCUCCCGAAAAACCUUGAGCGUCUCAAACCAGGCUGCAACCCCACUGCCUGCACGUCGGCCAUCUCGCAGCAUGCCCGACGCCCUAUACACCACAACGGCAGUUUUUGACGAGCCAAACUCCAGCACGACUGCACCUCGUCUGUACACAAGUCAAGGCAGAGUUUGGCAGGCUUUGACAGGACACGGCAUCGAUCUGAAAAAGGUUCCGAGUAUGGAGUUUGUGCUGCUUUCGCUCAUCGCGGCUCGCGGAGCCACGGGCAUAACCCAGCCUGAACUUAUUGCACUGAGCGGCCAAGACAAGCGAUCAGUACCGCACAGGACAGAUGAACUAGCGCGUAAAAACUACAUAUCCAAGUAUCCUGUUCAGUCCAAUAAGAUGCGAACCAGUCUCUGCAUCCACACAAAGUUCGUUUCCCAGAACGCUUUCAUUGAGUCUAGUGCUGUGGAAGAUGUCUACCAAGAAGACGGAACGUUCGUGGUUCGGAGCUUUCCACAUUUGCUGUACAACAAGGUGGGCGAAGGGGGUAUUGUUCCUACGAGGUCGAUACGCGAGAAGCUGGGCGUGCCAAUGUCGACAUGGAACAAGCGGGCUACCCAAGGCGCCCUCAUCCGACUCGAUCAGAGCGGAAUGAUCAAGCGAAGGAGAAUACGCAAGAAGCAGUCUACCGAUGCUUGGGUCACCUGUAUUCAAGUGCUGCGUGCGCCAACCGACGAAGAUAUGAAGAACCUUGGAUUUCGACGCACAGCAACCCUUGCAGACGAAUCAGCUGCAGAGCCACUCGACGAUAAUGCUGACGGUGACUCCGUAAUGAAGGACUUUGAAGACGACAUGUUGGAUGACGCGGAAACAACUAUCGAUGCUCAAGCCAAUGCACCAGCUGUUGACAAACCGGAAGUCAUACCUCCGCAAUGGACACCGGAUCGCUUUCUUCCCAACAUAGUUUUCGAUGCCGUCGCCCUGGGUGGUCCUCGCGGAUGGGAUGCUGAGACUCUGCGAGACCGGAUCGUCGGGCCAUUUUGGAGGCGCCCAAUGGAGUCGUAUUUCUCUCGCAUGACAAACGACUGGGAGAAGACACAACCUAUUCAUCUGAGACAUCUAUCUGUCAUCAGAGACCAGGGCGUUACCGACGAAAAGAAAUUCCUUCACUACGUAUACCGCACAUACGCCAACUUUGAGAAAGCUGUCGAGCUUCAUUACGCUCACUGGGAAGGCGUUGCUAACUUUGAGCCUAACGAGCCAUUGGAUCCUGCAAGUAAUGGCGCUGUCCUCGAUGCUUGGGGUUUCCCUAUCAUUAAACCAGAGAACCUGGUACGAGGAUCUGGUUCAGCAACAUUGUCUGAUGCUGGCUCAGCUGUCAUGAAGCCGCGCAAAUAUGGUUCGCGAUGGGAUACUGCACUAGCACAAGAGAUUGGGUACAAGAAGUAUUCCAGUGCUGUGCCAAAAGUAAAAUCAUCGCGUGGAGUAGGCCGCCCCAAGAAGCCAAAGGUCGUCAAAGAGAAGCCCGUCAAGGUCGCCAAAGAGCCGAAACCACGAAAGUCAAAUUCAGGUCUUUUGCUCACGUCAGAGGAGAAGAUGGCCCUAGGUUUGGAUCCCAAUGUUCGUUUGAGCAAGAAGGUCCGGGCACAAAUCCUUGCGCACCGCCAGAUGACAGGAGAUCCGACAUCGUUGCCAGAUACAGUUGAGCAUGGCCAAGCCAAGCGCCAACUCAGUGUACCUCUCAUGACAAAAGAGGAGCGAGUCGCUGCAGGCCUUUCAGCAAGAGGUCGUUUGGGUAUAGAGCAAGAAAACAAGAUUCGAGAACAGCGCGGGCUGCCAAAAUUGGUGAAGAAAGAAAAGAAGCGAGCGACAAAAUUCUCCAAAGAGCCCACACUGCUCAGCAAGCAACAAAGGAAAGCGUUGGGCUGGAAGGACCACGGACGAUUACCGCAAGAUCUCAUCGAAGGUCUUCGUCAGGAGCGAGCGGAAGGCAUUGCUCUUGAAGAUUCCAAAGUCAUUGCCAAGUAUAUGGACGUGAUGAGGGCGAAGGUCUUGACGCCAAAAACCCCCAACAAGGCCAGUAGGUCCUCGCAAGAAACCACUGUGACUUCGCAAGAGCCUGAAGACCCACUGGAGAACAGAGAAGCAGAGCAAAUGUCAAGAACUAUCUCAACAGAACCGCAUCUUUCUGAGAUUUCAUUGCCGCAUAGCGUCUCAGGGAAGCGAAAGGCUGAUAUCCCAGUGGCCGCACCGGCAUCAACGAAGAAGCGGCGCAUCGCAACAAAAACUCGGCAGGACUCGAAUUCAUUACCCUUAUCACCAAUGGCAUCCUCUCCAGCUGACAUCACAUACAUUCCUGAAAGUGGUACGCCGUCGGUCAUUCAUGGUGUACACGAUACAGGCGAUACGAUCUCAUCGAUUGUUUCCAGAGUCAUUAAGCCAGCUGAAGCAACACCUCCACCAAGCGAGGGGCCUAUCUUGCCAACUGUGGAAGCUCAGCCUCCCCCGAAGCCUCCAGUGAAGACCUAUCUGCCGCUUGACAACUCUCAACUCGAUGCUAGAGCGCAAGCUGCCUUCGACCAGUAUAAGAAACGAUCAUCCCCAGGGCUGUAUGUCAAUCCCUACAUGAAGCAAAAGGUUGCCCGAGGGAGGCCGCGCAAGGCAAUGAUUGCAACCUUUAAGCUACCGAGUUUAGCAGAGCUUGACUGGUUCGAGGCGGAGACUGCUCCGGAGCAAUCGACGAAUCGAGAUGAUGUAGCGCAUACUUCUGACACUACGCAAACAACCACGGCUCAUCGUGUGGAUGAAGUCAUUCCCUCACGGAAAGCCUCGCAUCCUUCAGAGCCAGAGACUUCACGAGCAGGAAUGCAGAUGCAAAGUGACCGUGAAACACAUCAGAACAUUCAGAACUAUACUCCACCGCCUUCCAUAGCCGACAAGCCUGCCUCGGUCGAGCCUGAGGGACUUCCAACCACUAGCGAGAAUUGCACAGAUGUGCCGAUAGAGCCCGAGGAGCAACCGAUCGCCAGUGAAGAUAUCACAGAGAUACCCAUCGAGCUUCAAGAACCACCAACUGCCGGUGGAAAGAGUACAGAAGUGCCGAUCGAGCCUGCAACGGACUCUGUGGCUGCUAGUCAAGAAGUUGAGACCGUUGUGUCCCCACCUGCGGGCCCAGACCCUAGCCAAAGCAAAAGCCAGUCCGAAAUUGUCUCUGAUAUGGUGAGGAAACAAUCUCCACGUCCAGUUCCCUCACUAUCACGGAUGGUAGGUGGUUGGACACCCAUCAAUGCGUCUGAGCGCUCCCGUACUUCACCAUACCAGAGCCCCUAUGCCACCAGUCCAGCACCGGAAAAUCAUGUGGCACAGCAGACUGCAGAUACCACUCAUGCAAACGGUGUGCCAGCCCCCUCAGCUGAUGGGUCACGCGGGACCGCCUCUAAGGCAGAUGAUGACCAAACUCUCCCUGAUGGCGUACAUAGCGCUAUUGUAGAAGCUCCUGUGCCCCCCGUACCGGGUACUAAGCCAAGGAUUAAGGAGCCUGGGAAAGGCGGUAGUCAGCGUCAUUUUAGGCAGCAAGUCAUCUUGGACAUCAUCAAACGCUGCAACGGCGUGUUCCCUGGUGGGGGUGAAAUUCUACGACCUUUCCUUACGAUUUGGCGCGAGCGACACUCGAAUAUCAAAGAGCCGUCCCUCAGUACCAUCAGCGAAACCCUGAGGAGUAUGGCUUCUCGUCCAGAAUUUGGCUUGAAGCACUGGAACUUUGCUGCACAAAACAAGAACACGCCAGGCACGACCACCCGAAGGAUGUUCACAUGGGCACACCUGAACGAAAGGAGCCCGGAGGUCUUGAAACUGGCACACAACAUGGCUCAAUAUUCUCAUCAAAAGGAACACUCUGCCCGUGUGUCGGAAAAAUCCCUUUUGUAUUACCCGGAGGAGAUUCGUGACCUCAUUGGUGAGGUUGUCUCGUAUCAACCGAUCCAAGCCGCCCCCAAAGAUGAUAGUAUUGUCCUCAACCGAAUGAACCCCGAUCUUGAGAAACAGAUCAACGAAGCCAAACAACGCCGACGGUCAGAAUUGAACAAACAGAAGAGGCUGGAGGUCAAGGCUCGCAAAGUACAAGAUGCUCGGGUUGAACAGGCGCUUUCGAAGCAGGCUCCAGAGUCUGGUGGUGCGCCACGGGGGAAGCGGGCGAGACUAGCAAGUUUGAACGAUAAAAGCAAGCACCUUCGGCGAGCACCGCUGUAUACUGCAGACAUUGGGGCGCUCGGCGAGGAGUCUGAUGAUGCAGAAACCGGCGGACCCGACGUUGGUGCGGCUGAGAAGCCUGGUCAAAUCUCGCUUGUCUGGACGCGUCCUAUCGGUGCACCUGUACCAGAACGUGAGCCAGUACCCAAUGGAGAGCAAUCCGAGGAUGAAGAGAGUGAAGACGAACCAGCAGAUGAGGAUGUCAAUACCCAGGACCCGUGUUCGGUUGCAGAACCAGUUGAGGAACAUGCGCUGAAUGGCGUUAUGACUGUUGCAUCUCAACCUACAGGAGCGAACAACGACGAACCUGAACUGCCUGGUGCUGAACCCACUGACCCGUCUGAUCAAGCUGCUACUGCCGAGAAGGGCAAGAAGCGUGUACGAAUUGCUGCUCCUCGCGACCAACCUUCUCAGAAGAGGGUGCGUUUAGUGCCUACGACUACCAAGAGUUCGCAGGAUGAUGUAUAUACGCCUCAACACAGCUCUGAUGAGGAUACGCAAUCUGCUUCGCAGACAGAGGAUGAAGGUGAAGAAAACGGUGAGACAUUGAUGCGCAAGACGAAAAAGCGGGAUGUCAGGACAUCUCACAGCCGCCAGCGAGGAAAGCCUGGUCCUCCGCCAACGUUACUCGAACGUCUCACCGGCCUUACGGGCGAUCCGAAUGAUCCAGUCUACCAGCCACCUCAGGGCGCUCCGAAGCCUGAUGUGACAUCCCGCCCAUGGACUGACAAGAAGAAAAUACGUCUUAAUAGAAGUAAGAAGGAAUUGCAGUACACGAAAAAAGUUGAACAAGCGGACGAGUUUAAGAAGCUCUUCUGUACCUUCGCUGUCGCCUGUUCGUUGUCUGGAGAAGAUGGUAUGGUCGACUGGAACAUUGUCAAGAGCGUUUAUGCAAAUGACAAGACCUUCGAUCUGAACAGGGCUCGCAAGCUUUGGGCCUGGAUGCAAACUCGGAUGGCUAAGCAAGUGGACGAACUGACUGUGUCCUUCCAAUCGCUAUACCUGGAAGCUUAUGAGACUGGAAAAGUGGCUGCAAUCGAAGAUCCGCAGACGUAUGACUGGGCAGGCCUCGUGCGAUGGACUACACGAAAAUGUGCCUAUCCUGAGCUUCCUCUUCCCACUUUGCGGGAAGCCCUGCAGAAAUUUGCGGUUCAGGAAUCCAGCUACGAGACUUUGGACCGAGUAACUUGGUACAAGGCAACAACCGCGGAUCGCACAAGGACAAUGCUUCAGCUGCAAUACUCGUUCACAGCUCCCCUUCACCGGUCACGAAAUGCGACCUGGUCGUCUGAGGAUAAGCUUCUCAAGGCACGUUCAUGGAUUCGGGCAAACACGGCAACGCCACAGACCCUCUAUGAUGCUAAUCUGGCGCACGAGAAGUUCAAGGACCUGGGCGAAUCAGUACUGGUCAGCGUGGUUGGAAGCUUAGUGGAGAAACAACAUCUCAGGAUGCGAAAGCUCAAGCGCCUUUUACCUGGACGCAACUACAACUUUACUCAAGCCCUGGCGAAGAAGUAUGCGCGAUUGUUCCAGCUGGAUGACUUCUUAAAGGCAGUCGAGGUCAAGAAAAAGAUGGAUACUGCGUUUGCAAGCGAAGAUCCAAAGACGCGAUCGUACAAUAUUUCACGGUGCGAAGAAGACAGUGUCUUUGCAGCCAUCAUGACAAUGGUCACCGAGGGAACGGUCAAGCUCAUUCCGCAGCUACCCCCUAUCAACAAUGACUUCAAAGCUCCACUCCCGAAGCUGUCAGUCUGGGGCUUUUGCGAGGGCGGUUACAACCAUCGAGCAAUUGAUCGAAGCCGCCUGUUCUGGGAUAUCCACGUCGUUCCCACUGAAAAGUACAAGUUCGGCAACCCGUUGCAAACACUGUCUUCACCGACCCUGCCUAAGGACAACCAGGAGAACGCAUCUUGGCAAGCUCUGCCCGAGCCGCCUCUUCCUGGGAAGGAUGAUUCACGUGCCUUACUUCCUAUUUGGAGCAGUAUCGAUGGUCAACAUGUUACGUGGCCCUGGUGGUACCGCGUCCUGAACCUUGUGUUGCAACCGUUGAUUUUCAUGGCCGGCGCCACUGCAGCCGAUGUUCAUUCCCACUGCCCAGACAAUACCACUGAGCUUUUUGAGGUUGAGCUCGUCUUGGGAUGGCUCGAGUCUGUCGGUGCAGUUAAGAAGACGGUCGGCGGUGGUUACAUCACCCUCCCAUGCUUCUGGGCUGUUUUCGGUGACGAGCUACACGACACGGCAAAUGAUUGGUUUGGCGAACAUGUUAAGCGAAAGCCAAAGAACCACGAGAAGCAGCGUUGGCGCUUAGAUUACAAUCUGAGACACUCUACACUGCAAGCACACACCACACAGCGCGCUGGCACUACUUCUGCCAUGGACGAAGAAGGCCAUACAAACACAGCAGACGCUGGCGCGGUAGAGACGCACACCAGCCGUCAGAUCUUGAAGAAUCCAAGCCAGCAGUAUCGCAUCGUGCAGCAAGCCCUCGACGCUCAGCCACCCCAAGAGCAUCAGGACCGAUCAGACACUGUCGUAACCAACAGUUCGGCAGCCACCAAAGAGGUUGAACAGUCCCCUCCUACUGAGACGACAAAGAAGUCCGACGAGGACACAGAGAUGGCAGAUGCCAACAUGGACGCAGAGUUUGAUGAGGACGUCGACGCCGAGGGCGAAAUCGAUGACGACGUAUACUAA
Molecule: messenger RNA, 7365 nt
Organism: Exserohilum turcica Et28A
Lineage: Eukaryota; Fungi; Ascomycota; Dothideomycetes; Pleosporales; Pleosporaceae
Exons: 3
Coding region: 1-7365 (2454 amino acids)
Biological process (GO): 5S class rRNA transcription by RNA polymerase III; transcription initiation at RNA polymerase III promoter
Cellular component (GO): transcription factor TFIIIC complex
Molecular function (GO): DNA binding
Source: RefSeq, a predicted model, not a curated record